Messenger RNA from Octopus bimaculoides (California two-spot octopus), 2000 nucleotides. RefSeq names its product glucosidase 2 subunit beta. Gene Ontology annotation, cellular component: glucosidase II complex. The record is from RefSeq and is a predicted model, not a curated record. NCBI's taxonomy places the organism in Eukaryota, Metazoa, Mollusca, Cephalopoda, Octopoda, Octopodidae. Gene Ontology annotation, molecular function: protein binding; calcium ion binding. Gene Ontology annotation, biological process: N-glycan processing.
AUUCUGUCAUUAUUAGUGCAUUAAACACAUAAGUAAGACGUGUCAUAACCCUGAGACAGGUGACCGGGUCUUAAAAGAUGUUUCUCCUUAAAUUAUGUCUAAUUUUCAAUUCUUUUUACAUGUCGAAGGCCAGCGUACCUCGUCCUCGGGGUGUAUCGAUAACCAUGGCUUCCUUCUAUGCAGGACAAUCUGAAAAUUUCAGUUGCCUUGACAACUCAUUGGUUGUUCCAUUCAAUUAUGUUAAUGAUGAUUAUUGUGAUUGCCCUGAUGGCUCUGAUGAACCAGGUACUGCUGCAUGUAUAAAUGGUAAAUUUCAUUGCACCAAUGCAGGUUAUAUUCCAAAUUACAUUCCGUCUUCAAGAGUUAAUGAUGGUUUCUGUGAUUGCUGUGAUGGAACUGAUGAAUACUCAGAAAUCAUCUCUUGUCCUAAUAAAUGCAUAGAAUUGGGUAAAAAGGCAAUGGAAGAACGUAUGAAAGUGCAUAAGAUGCAGAUGGAAGGUUUUGCUAAAAAGCAAGAAUUCAUCAAUGAGGGUAAAAAAGCAAAGGAAGAAAAGAAGAGCAAACUGAUAGAGUUGGAGGCACUGAAAAUUGCAGCCGAACAGCACAAGACAGAAAUGGAAGCUGAAAAGAAUUCAGCAGAAGGUCCUGAAAAAUUGGCUAAAGACACACAUGAAAAGGCCUGGGAGGAGGAGAAGAAGAGUUUGCAGAAGGAGAAAGAAAUAACCAUUGCUAAAGAGGCUUUUACUGAACUGGACAGUGAUAGCAACCAAUUUGUCAGUGUGGAUGAGUUAAAGAGUCACUCAGAGUUUGAUAUCGACAGUGAUGGUACCGUAUCAGACGAUGAAGCAAAAGAAUACAUGGAAGAAGCCACUGAGGCAAGUUAUGACCACUUCAUUGAGAAAAUGUGGCCCAACAUCAAAGAGAUUUAUCGUAAACCCAAGAAACUCGAGGACGAGGUGAGCCAGCAAGAAGAGGAGACGACGACAUCCCCACCUGUUCAAGUAACCCCAUCACCACCUUUAGAACCCCCUCAAGAUGAUGACGAUGGUGCUGAUGAAGAUAGUGAUGAGGAUGCUGAUGAGGAUGAUGAAACAACGCCAGAAGAAGGUGUUGAUGGACACGUUCAGGCCCCAUCUCCCCCUGGCUCCCAUUUCGGGGACCUCGAUGAUGAGGAUGACGAGGAAGAAGAGAAAUCAGAUCCUGAUUAUGAUCGAGAUUUUGAAGAAACUGUUCCUCUACCAACCGGAGAUGAAGCAAAGAAGAAGACUGAGGAGGGAAAGGACAAAGAAACUCAACCCCAGAUGCCAGACUAUGAUCAGGCGACAAAAGCUUUAAUAGAAGCUGCAGAUCAAGCCAGGUCUAAGUACCAGGACGCUGAUAAAAAAGUUAGAGAACUUGAAAAAGAUAUCAGUGAUGUGAAGAAAAUACUUGAUUUAGAUCUUGGUCCAGACAACGAGUUCUACAGUUUGUACAGCAAAUGUUUUGAGUACACAGACAGAGAGUACACGUACUCAUUUUGUCCCUUCGAUCGGGCUUCUCAGCGGAGUAAAUCUGGUGGAAUAGAAACCAGUUUAGGCCACUGGGGUCAUUGGGAUGGUGUUGCACCUGAUAUUUAUAAAUCCCAAAAGUACGACAAGGGACAGAAUUGUUGGAAUGGUCCAGACCGAUCAGUAAAGGUCCACUUUGACUGUGGCAUUGACAGUGAACUACGAGGGGCUUCAGAACCAAGUCGGUGUGAAUAUGCUUUCAGUUUUGUCACUCCAGCAAGUUGUGCAAAACCUGCACCUUCCCCAACCACAAACAGAGAUGAAUUAUAACAGAAACUAUCAAAAUAUAUCUUUCUAUUUCUUCUCUCCUCUUCAUUUUUUGUUAAUAGGGUCUUUUUUUUUCUCUUUCUAAUUUAAAAUUAAAUCUGUUAUAUAUAUAUAUAUAUAUAUGUAUAUGUAUGUAUAUAUAAUUCUCUAAACUCCAUUAAAUCUUUCAUGAUUUCUCAUCCACUA